AUGAAAAUUAAUAGUUUGGAUCAACAUAAUAUCCAUGAUACAUUUAAUAAUAAUAAUAAUAAAGAUGAAUCAAAUCAAAGAACAGCUACAGGAUUACAAUUAGGAUUUUUAAAACGUAUAUUUACAACAAAUAUAAAUACUGGUAGUGCUGGUAGUGGUAGUGGUACAGAUGGUUUAAAUAGUUUCUUUGGUCAACCAUUUCCAUCAUCAUAUAAUUUAUUUGAUGAUAAUACUAAUUUAAAAGCUUCUAAAUGUCCACUAUGUGAUUCAUCUGUUUAUAGUUAUUGUAGUGAUAAAUUAUUACAUGAUGCAUGUUGUUGUUUAAAUCCAUAUGAAGAUCAAUUACCAUAUCAAUGUCGUUUUGCUGAUUGUAGCUUCUUACAUGCUAAUUCAUGUCGUGAACAUCGUUUAAUUACACGAUGUUGUUGUAAUAAUUUAUAUUUAGAGAAUAUAAGUUGA
Molecule: messenger RNA, 459 nt
Organism: Chrysoperla carnea
Lineage: Eukaryota; Metazoa; Arthropoda; Insecta; Neuroptera; Chrysopidae
Exons: 4
Coding region: 1-459 (152 amino acids)
Source: RefSeq, a predicted model, not a curated record